Molecule: messenger RNA, 3594 nt
Organism: Vicia villosa (hairy vetch)
Lineage: Eukaryota; Viridiplantae; Streptophyta; Magnoliopsida; Fabales; Fabaceae
Exons: 5
Coding region: 177-3317 (1046 amino acids)
Source: RefSeq, a predicted model, not a curated record
AUUCCUUCAUUUUCUUUUUGUCUUUAUUCUCACUUCACUCUCCAAAUUCAAAUCAAAUUCUAGAAACUUCUUCUCCCUUCACUUCAUCUUCCAUUUUUCUCUGUUUCUUCAUUAUUAUUAUUGAUUUCAUAUCGUGUUUGUAAUUCUUGAGGUUUUCCAGUUUCUAUAACUUAACUAUGGAUUUUGAGGCUUCUGAUGUGAAGGAAACUGUUUUUCGUGAUGACUUUGAAUCCAAAGAUGAUGAUGAUGAUGAUCAUGUUCUUUUGUCAACAAGGAUAUUGCAGAUUUCGAGUUUGGGAAAAUGUAGUAGUAAACGAGAUGCAUCUGGUAAAAGGCUAUUUGACAAUGGCAAUUCAUUGCAUAUUAAAGCUAAGAAAUCAAAGGUGUCAACAUAUGAUGAUCACGAUGAUGAUGAUGAUAUUCAUUUGUCGGAUAAAAUUGUGAGGCCGGUAAAAUCGACGGAUAAGUCGUUUUCUUUGCUGAGGAAAGAUCUUGUAAUGUUAGAAAAAAUAUUUGAGGAAGGUAAAGGGAAGAUGCGGGAAGAAGAGAAGAAAUUGCAGUCUAUAAAGAGAGAGAUUGAGGAGUGUAGCAGAGAGCUUGUAACUAAGAAGAAGCAUAAAGUUAGUUGUGUUAAAAAAAUUGAAGAAGCUUGCAGCAAAAUGCAGGAUAAAAUUGAAGAAUGUACCAAGGAGUUUGUAGUGAAGGAAGGACAGCUUUAUUUGCUAGAGGACUUGAUUGGAGAGCGCACGGAAGAGCUCAAGACGAAAGAGAUAGAACUCAUUAAAGUCAAGGGUAACAUUUCAAAAGUAAUAGAACUUCGUCGAGUCAAUAUUGGAAGAAUUGACAAGGAACGUGGAAGGAAGGAAGGGGAACUCGAGGCUCUUUCCCAAAAAAUUGCUGAAUGUAGUUUGGAACUUAAGGCAAAAGAGAAGGACCUUGAUGCAGUGAACAAAUUAAUUGUCGGACAAACAAAACAGUUUGAGUCUGAAAAGAAGAAGUUUCUACAGGGGAUGUUUCUAAUGAAGGAUGAUCGCGCUCAAAUGAAGGAAUUUGGGUCAAUGAAGAAGCAAUUUGGAUGUCAGGUUAAGGAACUUGAGUCCAAAGAGAAGCAGUAUGAAGGACGGAUGGAGGAGCUUAAGUCACAGGAGAAGCGCAUUGAAGGAAGAGUUGAGGAUUUGGAAUCAAGAGAAAAGCAGCUUCAAGGACAUAUGAAGGAGUUUGAAUCAAAACAGAAGCAAUUUGAAGAACGGGCAAUGGAGCUAGAAACAAAAGAGAUGCAACAGGAAGGCCGGGAGAAGGAGUUUGAAUCGAAAAAGGAGAAAUUAAAAGGCCAAGAGAGGGAGCUGGAAUUUAAAAAGGAGCACUUUGAAAGCCAAAUGAAGGUGUUAGAGUCGAUAGAUAACCGACUUGUAGGCCGAGUGAGGGAGUUUGAGUCAAAGGAAAGGGAGUUUGAAUGUAAAAUGAAAGAGUUGAUAUCGAAACAGAAGCAUUUGGAAAGCCGAUUAGAGGAGCUUAAGUCAAAUGAAAAGAAGCUUGAAGACCGAGUGAAGGAGCAUGGCUCAAAAGAAAGAGAGUUUGAAGUCCGUGUGAAGGAGAUGGAAUCUAAAAAGAACCACUUUGAAACACAGGUGAAGGAAUUUGAAUCAAAAGAAAGGGAGUUUGAAGGCAAUCUGAAUGAGAUGCUAUCUAAACUGAAGCAUUGUGAAAGCCGGAUGACAGAGCUUGAUUGCAAAGCGAGGCAGCAUGAAGGCCGAACGAAGGAACAUGAAUCAAAAGUGAGAGAAUUUGAUGGCCAUGUGAAGGAAUUUGAUGUCCGGUUGAAGGAGUUUAAAUCACAAGAGGAUGAAUUUGAAGGCCGGGUGAAGAAGUUUGAAUCAAAAGAGGAUGAAUUGGAAGGCCAGAUUAAGGAGUUGGAAUCAGAAAAGAAGCGUUUCAUGAGUCAAGCGAUGGAGCUCGAAUCAAAAGAAAAUCAAUUUGACACAAAAAUGAAAGAGUUUCAAUCAAAAGAGGAGGAACUUGAAGGUCGAGUGAAGGACAUUAAAUCAAAAGAGGAGGAACUUGAAGGCCGGAUGAAUGAGUUGGAAUCGGAAAAGAUGUGUUUCUUGAGUCAAGCGAUGGAGCUCGAAUCAAAAGAAAAUCAGUUUGACAGAAAAUUGAAAGAGUUUCAAUCAAAAGAGGAGGAAUUUGAAGGUCGAGUGAAGGGCGUUAAGUCAAAAGAGGGGGAACUUGAAGGCCAAGUGAAGGACAUUAAAUUAAAGGAGGAGGAACUCGAAGGUCGAGUUAAGGAGCUCAAAACAGAAAAGAAGCAUUUUGAAAUGCUAGUUAAAAACUUCAAAUCAAAAGAGAAGAAAUAUGAAAGAUUGUGGAACGAACUUGAAUUAAAAGAAAAUAAGUUCAAAGUAAAGGUGAAGGCAAAGCUGAAUAAAAUAGAUAGUCAACCAAAGGAGCCUGAGUUGUCAGAGAAACAAAAUGGAGUUUUAACAAAACAUACUGUUGAAGAAAAAUAUUCGGCUACAUCGGAUCAAUUAAGUGCUCCUAUGGAUGGAAGAGGAUUGCAGUUGGACACAAAUAAGAAAACUGAUGGGGUUGAGUCACUUUGCUGUGGUGUUUUAGUAAAUCUGCUAGAAUCAUCAGAUCCAGCAAAAUUUGUUUUGGAUAUAAUACGGAACCCCACUAUUCCACUUUGUGAUAAGAAAGGAGACCAUGCUGUGAUUAUUAAUGAUAGCCACAUCAAUCUGCUAGAACAACUGAUGACAAUCUCACCAUAUAUCAAACCUAGUGUACGAAAAGAAGCAUUGAAGCUAGCACUUGAUUUGAAAGCUAACAUGAAGGAAAAUACUGAAAAUUAUUUGGCGGUUCUUGGUUUUCUUCUCCUUUUGUCAAAUUAUGGAUUGGUUACUUCUUUUAUUGAAGAUGAAAUUUUGGAGCAUUUUGCAUUUGUUGCUCAUUACAAGAUGGCUGCAAAGCUGUUUAGGAACCUUAGCUUUGUGAAUAAAGUUUCUGAUUUUGUUGAGAAUCUUAUCAAGAGAAAGCAAUUUGUUGGAGCUGUUAGAUUCAGUUGUGAAUAUAACUUGGCUGACAAGAAUCGACAAAUUGAUCUCUUGCAAGAACACGUCCGGAAUGCCAAACAGAUAUGUGAGACCAGUUGCAACAACAGCAACUCCAUUGAAAUCAAGGAUAAGGCGAGAGAUCGAGAAAUCGCUAGUCUGGAAACUGUUCUACAGUGCAUUUCAGAUCAAGGCCUAGAACCUAAGGUUCUGUUUAACAAGGAGAUUAAAUAUCGCAUUCUUGAGCUAAAAGGAUAUAAAGGCAAUUAGUUUUCUACUAGAACAACUUAAUGCAAGAAUGUAGUAAUAGAGUUUAUUGGGAGGGAUAGAUGCUAUUCAUGCUAAAUAUAAAAGCUUAAUUAUAUCACUAUUUGUAAAGCUUUAAAUCUUUAUACGCUAAAAGAUCUUUGUAAUGAAAUUCUGUUUCUUUUAUUCGAUUUGUUAGCAUAUAUUUGAGUCGAAUAUGAGAACACAUUCACUCUAAUUGUCGCAGUCAGAUUGUAUAUUGUGGGGAAUGGAGAUGAGAAUGGUAUGUGAUCUUCUUUGU